Medicago truncatula (barrel medic) is the source of this 2011-nucleotide messenger RNA. RefSeq lists its product as uncharacterized. The record is from RefSeq and is a predicted model, not a curated record. The coding region runs from base 539 to 1843 and encodes 434 amino acids. The transcript has 3 exons. NCBI's taxonomy places the organism in Eukaryota, Viridiplantae, Streptophyta, Magnoliopsida, Fabales, Fabaceae.
CUCUUAGUAUACUACCUCCACAAUCUUCCAAAAUUCACCCGCAUGGAGCACCCCAUAUAUCUAUGUUAUUAGUUAUAUGGCUUGAUAUCAUUGAGAUCUCCACCUAGAAGCUACCUCCCUCCUUCUUCUCAUUCUCCCACACCUUUAAAAUAUAAUCCACUCCCUUUAUCCCCUCACUCUCACACUCUUCAAUUCUCUACCAACCCUAUCAUUCCAUUCAUUACUUUUCUCCUCUAUCUUUAUAUUAGUCACCAUCAUUGUAGUUGCAUUGCAACCCUUUGUUGUUACAAAAAGUUGCAAUUCUCCACCAACCUAUCAUUUCAUUCAUUACUUUUUAUCUCCCAAUUUAAAUUAGUAACCAAGAACAAUCAUCAUUUAAAGUGACAUUGCAAUCCAUUGUUAUUAUAAGAGAAUCACAGUCAAAUACAACUGAUACAACUUUAUCAAGAGUCUAGCGACGAAACUCCACGUACUUAUAAGUGGUGAAUUGCGGGUUCGAAUCUUACAAAAAUAAAACUAAACAUUCCUCUUUUUGAAAAUGGAGGUGCAACAAAGAAGAUUCAACACCAUGGAGAGAAGACCAAGAAUGUUGAAGGAUUUCCUAAGUGAGAAUCCAAAUUCAGACUCAAACUCAUGUUCCUCAAGUGGAUUCAAAUCACUUCCAAGAACAUCAAAACCAUUUACCAACUCCAUUCAAAUCCACCACACACAUUCAUCAUCAAAAUUUCAAGCCCUAAUAAAAACCAUAAAAAACAACGUUACAUUCUUCAAAAUCACAAAACCACCCUCCACCAUCCUCUCACUACCACGAACCUUAUCACGCAAGUUAUCAUCAAAGCGAAGAAAAACAAGCCAAAGAUGCAAAGGUGAAAGAGAAAUCGAAAUCGAAACCAGCACGGUGAAAAUCAAAGACAUCAUACGUUGGAAAUCGUUUCGAGAUAUACAACAACCGUCGACGAUUCCAUCACCGCCAUUAUCACCUUUUGAUUAUCGGCGUUAUGUGACGGAAUCGUCGACGGUUACUACUGCGACGACUUGUUGUGGUAGCAGCAGCGACGGUGAUUCUAGUUGGAGUGACGGUGAUUUUUUUAGUGAGUUGUGGGAUGCAGAAAACGACGACGUUGAAGAGAGUGGAAAAAAAUUGUUUUCAUCUUUUUUUGUCGGCAAGGAUUUGGUGGCAUCGUUCGUUGGGGACAAGGAUGAUUUGACUUGCCAAGAUGAACAACACAGUCCAGUUUCAGUUCUUCGGGUUGCAGAAAAUGAAUUUUCAAUCUUUGACCAAAGCCUUGCCAAUAUUGAAAGGAGAAAACAAAAAAAAUUCAGACAAACUUCUGAUAAAUUUGAGAGCCAUGCAAAAUUUGACCUGGUAACCUUAGAUGAAUGUCUCUCAUUGGAUGAGAAUUCAUACUAUGGCGAAGAAUAUAAAGACGACGAUAAGGAAGAGAAGGACCAAAAAACCGAAGAACAAGAUUGGAUUGAGGAAAGGGCAAAGCAAUUACUACAUAUUGUCAAAGCAACAAGUUCAUCGGUGCAAAAUUGCGACGACAAUUUAGAUAUAGUUCUGCUGGAAUUUUUCAAGGAAGAACUAAGUGGUAAUAGAAACCAAAAGAGGAAUAAUGAGGGGCUUGAGUUGGAGAUAAUGAAAAUUGCUGAGGAUUGGAUAAAUGAGUCAUUUGAAAAAGCUUAUGAUAUUGUGCAUGUUAAUAAAGAUGCUUAUAUCAAGGAGAUGGAUAGGAGAGGUGGAUGGAGUAGGUUUGAUGAGGAGCAAGAUGAGUUGGUUAUGGAGAUUGAGGCAGCUAUAUUACAAAGUUUGAUUGAUGAUAUUUUGGACAUGGAUGGUUAAUAGUUGAGACUUGAGAGGAACCUUUUUCACUCCUAAAAGUACUCCGAAUGUAGAUAUUUGAAAAAAUUAAAAAUGCGGUUUUUGUGCUGUUUGGAUGUAUACUUCCAGAAUCCUGUGUAUAUUUUACGAAACAUGUGGAUUGGUAAUGUUGUUCGCUAAUGAUUUCUC